Messenger RNA from Cavia porcellus (domestic guinea pig), 5743 nucleotides. It is a transcript of the gene Tspyl4, whose product is annotated as TSPY like 4. Gene Ontology annotation, biological process: nucleosome assembly. The coding region runs from base 104 to 1276 and encodes 390 amino acids. NCBI's taxonomy places the organism in Eukaryota, Metazoa, Chordata, Mammalia, Rodentia, Caviidae. Gene Ontology annotation, molecular function: chromatin binding; histone binding. Gene Ontology annotation, cellular component: nucleus; chromatin. The record is from RefSeq and is a predicted model, not a curated record. The transcript is spliced from 2 exons.
UAGCGCCGGCCUUGACAGAGAAGGGGCGGGGUUGGGGGCUGAAGGCGCGCGCAGCGGCGUCUGCAGGGAGCGGUGCUCCUUGUCCUGCGGGGCUGCCAGCAAAAUGAGCGGCCAGGACGGGUGCAGCGAACUUCCUCUCUCCGCGGCCUUGGCUCCCGAGCACGCCCCCGAAGAUCUGGCUGUGCACCGGCGCCGGGGGCUCGGCGAGGAGGCGGAGGCCGCGCCGGAGGCCGCAGGUGAGGGCUGUGCGCAGGCCGCCGCGCAGGGAGGCGCGCCCCCGGAGGCGGCGGGCCGGACUGGGGCUGAGGAUGCUCUGCGUCCUGCUGAGGGACCGGAGCAGAGCGGGGCCUCUGUGGCGCAGGACGACGGCCGGAAAAAUGGCUGUCCGCUCGGAGAGCCGCGCAGUCCCGCAGGAGCGACAGCGCCGGAAGCCGGUGGCGCGGGGACUGCAGGGUCGCCGGCGAUGCCAGGGGCGAAGGCCAAGGAAAUGACCACUGGGAAGUGCGCCACCUCAGCGUCUGUGGAGGAGGGAAAAGCAGAGCAGGUGGCAGAGGAAAGGAAGGUCAUCCAGAAGGAGAAAAGGAUGCUUGGAGGAGGAAAAGAGGAGGCCAGGCCCAAGACCCCGAAGAUCAGUGCCUGCAUGGACUCACUGGAGGCCAUCGAUCAGGAGCUGUCGAACGUAAAUGCCCAGGCUGACAGGGCCUUUCUCCAGCUUGAGCGCAAAUUUGGCCGAAUGCGGAGGCUCCACAUGCAGCGCAGGAGCUUCAUUAUCCAGAAUAUCCCGGGUUUCUGGGUGACAGCCUUUCGGAACCACCCCCAGCUGUCUCCCAUGAUCAGUGGCCAAGACGAAGAUAUGAUGAGGUACAUGAUCAAUUUGGAGGUGGAGGAGCUGAAGCAUCCUAGAGCAGGCUGCAAAUUCAAGUUCAUCUUUCAGGGCAACCCGUACUUCCGAAAUGAAGGGCUGGUCAAGGAGUAUGAGCGCAGAUCCUCCGGUCGCGUGAUGUCUCUCUCGACGCCAAUCCGCUGGCACCGGGGCCAAGAUCCCCAGGCCCAUAUCCACCGGAACCGGGCAGGGAACACAAUCCCCAGUUUCUUCACCUGGUUCUCAGACCACUGCCUCUUAGAAUUCGACAGGAUUGCUGAGAUUAUCAAAGGGGAGCUGUGGUCCAAUCCCCUGCAAUACUACCUGACGGGUGAAGGCCCCCGCAGAGGAUUUCGAGGGGCACCAAGGCAGCCUUCGGAGAGCCCAAGGUCCUUCAGAUUCCAGUCCGGCUGACUGCUGCCCUAUGAGAAGCUCCUGACAGAUUUUCUUACCAACCUCCAUGCUUGGCCAGCAGCAUGCAGUCUUGUCUGUUUGUCCUGGAUAAUUUUGAUCUUCGGUUCUUCUAAAUCUUCAACAGUGGCGGUGUGCCUUACCUGCCUCUGGACUUUCCCACUGUUCUGCAUUGCAGUAACAUUUUUCAGGUGCAUGCCCUGCGACAGUUUCUGUGCCAAGCUCAGGAGACUGACUGCCUUCCUUUGUGGGGCUUGGGUCCUGUGUGUGACCAGGGUCUUCUCUGGCUGAAGUGGUUCUCUACCACAAGAAAGUUCAAUACAUCUUUGCAAAUAACUAGGCGGGCUUCCUGUUAUAGGCCAGCUGUGCUCCUGAUAAUCAUCUACUGUUAGUUUCAAGAUGAAACUGGUAUCCCAACCCAGCUGUCAUCAACCCAAACUGAACAUUCCAGCUACCACUCUCUGAAGCCCAGCUGCCCGCCUAGGCCUUUGCUGUCCACCCUACUGGUUAUCUGGUAGAACAAACAGGGCUUUAUGGACCAAGAUGGGAAUACUUACGACAGAAUCUAACUGGUCUGGAGGGAAAGCCAGGCAUUUCGAGCAGGUGUGCAGGACUUCUGCAUGGACUGAAUGGUUGGUACGUGAGACAGUCUUAACAGCCCGAGUUAAUGACUAGUUGGUAGAUUACCUUCCCUCCACACCUUUAUAAAGUAGAGGCUGAGUACAGCAAAAUUAUCAUUAGUAGUAACUGAAGUUGUGGUGUUUGUUACCUUGUUUUUUCUAGAUAUAUUUCAUUCUUAAUAUUUUGGGUAAUUCUUUUUAAAGCACCUUAGUACUUCAGGAAAGUUUUUUUUUUUUGUCUUUUUCCUUUUUAUCGGUACCAGGGAUCGAACUCACGACUGCCUGCUUGCAAAGCAGGCGCUUAUGCUGCUGAGCUAAGUCUCCAGCCCCAAGGAAAGUAUUUUAACUAGCACUUUCAGAAUCUAGUGAUUAAUUCUUCCAAAAGUCUUAUUUUAGGCUCCUUUAGAGAACUAGAUCAAGAGCAGCUUAGUUAACAUAAAUGUAGUAAACAAAGAUGGCGUUUAGUGAAUUUAGAGAAUACUUUUCCUUGAAACACUAUUUUAAGUGAUAAAAAUACAGGUGUUUCCCUCAUUGCCAAAACUGCGUUGGUUGUGUUGGGAAAUUAACUACAUACAACUAUUAAAGAAUAAGUUGCUUUUCUUUUUUAAUAUUCUAAUUUUUCUGGUGCCACUUUAUAAAUUUGUAAACAAUGAGAUAAACACUUCACAGUCGAUUUAACAAAAGAAAUUCAUGUGAGAGCAGUGACAUGCUAGAAAGGUAGAAGGAACCAAACCCUACCCUCUUUUUACAAAACGGAAAAAGCUGAUGUCAAACUAGGUGGUGCCGUUCAGGCUUUUUAGGUAGGACAGGUACAAGCAGGAUUAGAACUCCGGGCAUGACAGAAUUUUUUGGCUUCUCUGGCCAAACAUACAAUGUUUUCUUUUGGGGCUGUCAUUCUGCUUCCUAACAGCAGUUUAAAACAAGGGUUUCUGUUUUUGCCAUUUAUAGAAUGAACAUGAAUAAGGAAAAAUAACUUUUAUUUUUUAAAGAAAUCAAAUUUCUUUUUAUACAUGAGAUCUUACACUGAGCACUAAACUACUAUAUGCUGACCUUAAUAUUCCAGUGACAUUUCAGAUGCCAGUUUCAAAUGCAGUUAUUGGUAGAUUUCAGACAAAGCUACUGACUUUGAGGGGAAAAAAAAGCAAUAACCUAGUAUUUACCCUGAGAUAACUGAUAUCUGAAGUAUAUGUAGGAUAUAUGGGAAUAUUUACAAAUCAUAACAAAAUAGUUACUUUUCAUUGUGCGUUUCAUCUGCUCAAUUCUCUGCUACAGUCCAAGUAAAGUAAUGUUAAGCAGUGUUUUUUCUGUCCAUUAUGGAUAGUGAAGUUACAGUAUCCCUGCGUUAUCUGGCUCCAAACAUCUUUUCACAAGUGGCUACUACUGAGGAAACUAAAGACAGAACACAGAACACUCCAGCCUUGGAUGCAGCAGACCUGAAAAGAGCAGUCUUCCUCAAAAAAAAAAAAAAAAAAAAAAAAAAAAAAAAAAAAUCUCAUCAUCUUCUUACCCAAAGACAAAAAUCAAAUUUAACUCAAUUUAAUUAACUAUAAAUUUCUCUUUAAUGAGCAAAAGCCUAAGUCCCUUUUUUGUUAGGGCUAACCACUGGAAGGCUACCAUCCUUUUUUUGAAAAUGCAUGCUUUAAAGUUACUGAAAAUAAAUAAGCAGUUACUUAUAAAAUAAAAUUAACAUUAUUAGGGGAAGAAAAACCUAGUGGGGAACAGCAGAGACUGAGAGAGUUUCAGUACUGUCCCAUGUCUGUUGAUCUCACUUUAGAAAAGAGAGGAACAGCAUGAAAUAGCUUCAAAAAAAUCAUAUAAGCCCCAGACUGUUGGGAUGCCUCCCAGGGUUUCUGAUCCAGGAGGUGUUUGGAAGGCCUUCAAAUCUGCAUAAUCAGGCUCCAGGUGAUGCUGAGCUGCUGGUCUAGUGUACCACUUUGAGAACCACUGGGCUAAGCACGUGUGCGUGUGUGGGCUGGGAGCCACCUGUGAGACCUCCUGUGCCACCACCUCCUCAGGGAUAGUCUGAUCUCAAAACUGUUGGUAUGGAAAAUAUCAAUGUUCCUUGUACUUCUAUGAUACUUAGAUUUUAACAUAGUAAGAGUUGUUAAGCAUCAAAUAGUUUAUAUAAAAUAGACUUAUGCACAAAUAUCAAUUACUUGGUCGUUUUCACAAAAACUUGUUCCUACAAAGCAUUUUACAAUAUUUUUGAAAAUUAACAUCUGUAAUAGUACAUUUGGUACAUAUAUGGUUUUUCACUCUGAUUCCUUUUAUUGUCGGUGUCUCGUCAUUUGAUAAGACCAUUGGUGUAAUGGACUAAUGGGUAGUAGCCAGCUGUUUUUGAACUGUUUGAAGAGAAUCUUGUAAACUUGUAGUCCAGGGGUAAUUCUGGGGAGAGAAAAAAACGUCCACAAUAUGAUUAUUCUGAAGGUUCCCAAACACAUUUCAUAUCAAAGGUGAAGCUCACAUACUUUAGAAUUUCUGAGUUUAACAUAUCUCUUGCCUUCCCCUCUAGGUGGGGCCUAGCAUGAAGAGUCUAGACGCCCCUCCCUAGAAAGUUUACAAUAAUAUUUAAAUCAAAUCACAGAGCUGAGUGAUUGAGUGAGUGAGCUUAGUACUCUACACAAAUCAACACCUAAAGUAGGAAUGUUCAUCUGAAGUAGAAACUUAAAAAAUCUCUUAGUUCCUACUCGGGCUCAAGUAACUACUGAAUCCAAGUGCGUACUCUUCAUAGCUUUAAGCACAGCCCAGGGUUACUAAUGACCUUUGAAUAGUUAGCAAAAUAACAUGCAUGAAACAGUGCUUCUAUAAAAUAAGCAUCACACACAGGCACCCAGGCAGAAGUAGGGCCAGGAGGGGACUCGGAAGAAAGACGUACACUGUAUGGUUCACUGAUGGUGGGACACUAUGAUACCCACAUAACGGGCUUCAAGAUCUUCGCCUUACCUGAAUUUCUCCAGGGAAACAUAACUGUAAGUAUUCUAUGUGGAGCCUAAUGAUUUAUGCCAUGUUGUUCAUUUCACAUGCAGGUAAUAAGGCAAUAAUCUUUAUGUCACCAAUUUUCCAAGUAAAAUAUCACUUACUAGUAGUGGACAUUUUGAAAAUGAUACUGGCAUAAACUGUACUUGAUAACAGAUGCCACUGAGAAUCAUCAAGACUUAAGCACUAAUCUUAAUGCCAGAGAAAGCUGGGAUUACUGUGACUGCGGAGGCCAGGACUUGCGCAAGGCCAUGGGCCUCACUUUCCUACUGACCGGAGUACAUUUGGAGCCCCACACUGAAAAAGGAAUUGGGAAGUAAACUGGUAACAGUAGUUUCUAGAGAACACGUAUCUGAGGUCUUGGAUUUGAUAAACCAUCAAAAUGCCUAAGAACACCUGGAGCCAAUCACUCUCCACCCCAUUCUUUUAAUGUCCUAAAGGAAAUGCUCACACCUAUGUUAAAAAGAUGACCUUAUGAGAAUGUUUAAGACCAAACACCAUUGUUAUAUAGAUAUGGUUAAACACAGCUUUUAUGGCAGCUCCUUACCCCACAGUGUCAAGCAGUCAGAGAGGUGACUGGAUCACACUCCCAAGUGAAUCAACCCAUCUAGGAGUUCACUGUUGAAAGUGCAUUAGAGGUGGGCCGGGCCAGAACGGUGGGUGCCUGGGGGCAUGGGUAUUCCCACUGCUCCUCCCUCACCCCUGGCUUCUGGCUGCCAUGGGCAGGGCCGACUUCCUCCACCAUGCUUCCUGCUUUGGACACUUUCCUGGACUAAACCUACUGAAUGGCCAUGAAACAAGGAAAGCUCUUAAAUUGUGCAUGUGGGGUACUGCCCCAGCGACUGGAAAGUGAUUAAUAAAAGCUGUAAAAGUG